CUUGCCAUCUUCAAUCUUGGGCAAGUCACUUGUCCUUUCUGAUGCUUGGUUUCCUCAUCUGCAACAUGGGGAUAAAAACUCUUACCUGGCAGGAGUAUCAAGGAGAUUAUUGGUAAUAAUGCUCCCUCCUAACUGGUGGCUUUCUUCUGCCCUGCUCCUCUUCCCCCUGCCUAUCCUUGGGACGCCGCCAGCAUGAUUAGUACUGUGGUGAGAUGGGUUUUGGGGGCCCAGAGCUCGUCUGCACCUUUGGAGGAAAGGAGAGGAGCACCUCUCUCCCUCCUCCAGGCCCCAGUAAGCCCAGAGUGCUGUCCUGGAGCCUCUGGACCUGAAGGAGGGCGGGCUGAGCCCCACCUGUCCCUCGUGAUGAGGUCUCAAUUUCCUCACCUGUAAAUUGCAAAUAACAGUAGUACCUGCCUCCAACUGUUUGUGGGGAUCAAAUGAAAUUGCGUUUGCCUGGCAUAGAGGAAGACUUUGGUAAAUGGUAACUACUUUUUUUGUAACUGUUUUACAACGUGUUUUUGCUUCCAUUCUCUCAUUGACUCCUGUGAGGUGACAGAGCAGGCCCAUUUUAGAGACAAAGGAACUGAGAUUCUGAGCAUUGGAGUCAUUGGCCCCAGACACAGAACGUCUAAGAGGCAGAGCUCCACAUUCCUAGCGCAGAGGUCUUGGUGGAUUCUGCCAUGGGAGGAGCUGGGAGCAGUCCUCACCCACCCCAGGUUGGGCUGGCAGCCUCUGACAGCAGUGGCCACAGAGCUGCCUGAGAACUGGACGGACACUCGGGAGACGCUGCUGGAGGGGAUGCUGUUCAGCCUCAAAUACCUGGGCAUGACGCUGGUGGAGCAGCCCAAGGGCGAGGAGCUGUCAGCCGCCGCCAUCAAGAGGAUUGUGGCUACGGCUAAGGCCAGUGGGAAGAAGCUGCAGAAGGUGACUCUGAAGGUGUCUCCACGGGGAAUUAUCCUGACAGACAGCCUCACCAACCAGCUCAUUGAGAACGUGUCCAUAUACAGGAUCUCCUAUUGCACGGCAGACAAGAUGCAUGACAAGGUGUUUGCAUACAUCGCACAGAGCCAGCACAACCAGAGCCUCGAGUGCCACGCCUUCCUCUGCACCAAGCGGAAGAUGGCACAGGCUGUUACCCUCACCGUAGCCCAGGCCUUCAAAGUCGCCUUUGAGUUUUGGCAGGUGUCCAAGGAAGAGAAAGAGAAGAGGGACAAAGCCAGCCAAGAGGGAGGGGAUGUCCUGGGGGUCCGCCGAGACUGCACCCCCGCCUUGAAGAGCUUGGUCGCCACUGGGAACCUGCUGGACUUAGAGGAGACGGCUAAGGCCCCGCUGUCCACGGUCAGCGCCAACACCACCAACGUGGACGAGGUGCCACGGCCACAAGCCUUGAGUGGCAGCAGUGUUGUCUGGGAGCUGGAUGAUGGCCUGGAUGAAGCGUUUUCAAGGCUUGCCCAGUCUCGGACGAACCCUCAGGUCCUGGACACUGGCCUGACAGCCCAGGACAUCCAUUAUGCCCAGUGCCUCUCGCCUGUCGACUGGGACAAGCCUGACAGCAGCGGCCCAGAGCAGGAUGACCUCUUCAGCUUCUGAGGGCCCGGGGCCAGCCGGACACAAGCGACCCUGACAUCUGACGACCAAAGCCACCUGCUGCAGGGGAGCCGGCUCCGGAACCCACCCGCCACCUCUCCCAGCCCUCAGCACUGUCAGUCUGGAGAUCAGAGCUGCAGCCAGUCAGGCAGGGGAGAGAUUUUUUUUUAAGCCCUGCUCUUUCUCUGAGAACCAAAAGAUGCCUUGAAUAUUUAUUCAGUGACUUCUGGCUUAUGCUCGGAAGCCAGUCUGCGUCAGGCACGUCUCCUGCUGCAUGAUGUGUGCAGUGCUGCAGUCGGCUCCCGCUUGCUCUCCUGUAGCAAGCUCUGCCCUGGCUGUGGGUAUCAGGACUGUGACCAAAGCAUUUCUAGUCCCUUCUCUCUCUCUAAGGACCCAAAUUUCCCUGGGGGCAUCCUGCUUUCUGAAAGCCGUUGGAUUUCAGUGAUUUUUUUCCCCUCACCCCCCAGCAUAGUAGAGCACCCACAGCCUCAGAAGGGGAAGGUGUCCUCCUGCUCUCUUUCCUCAGGGCCCAGCAGGCGGGACUUGAGUCCUGGACCCCAGGCUCUUAGAGACUAAGGGGCAGCUCCUGACCAAAGACGAUACAGCUUGGCACUUUAAAGCAUUCACAGCAGGUGUGGCCCUGAGGGCUCCUCCAUGGUGCUGCAUUGAAUCCAGCUUUCCUUCUGCCCUUCCUCCAGGAGAAGGGGCCCAAGGUCCCCGUGGAUGGUCUCCACCUGUGCUUGGAACCAGUGUAACUGGCUGCUCCCCGCUCCCAGGGACUGACUGCGGGGAUCAUCUCUGACCGCCCUCCGUCGGGCCCCUCCCUGCCUUCUCCCCUGCACGCAAGGCUGUGCUCCUCCUCUGCUCUCUGUGUGUCCCUUUGAGUGUCUCUGCCCCGCCUCCCCAUACUUCCUGGGAUGAUGUGUGAAACCUGACACCUAGAUUUAUUUGGAAAUAUUCUAUGACCACUUUACAGACGAGGAAACUGAGGCCUCAAGCAUGGCGGGGUAGAGUGAAGAGUAGAACCCAGGUCUGAUGCCAAAGCUGCUUUCUUCUCUGCCUCCUCCUCACACAACUCACACCUCCUUUGCUUCUAGCUUUGUUGUCCUCCCAGGAACCAAAAAACCCCAGCUAUUUUCUGACCAAAAUGUGUUUCAUAACAAACCAUCUGGUGCCUUUCCACACAGAACUGGCAGGAGCCCCGUGUCCUGCUAGCUGUCUCUCUUGUUGAUUUCCGUGAAAAUGCAGUGUUUGAAGUCUGCUCAUCCCGAGGGUGAAACAAAAUCCAACCCUGUCAGAAUCGGGCUGUUCUCUUUGCUGACACUGUGACCCUGGGUCGGGACAUACCAGCAGCAGUCUGUCUUUAGAAUCUCUUUCCUUCCUCCCCUUUUGCCCCCGUGGGGCUCCAGGCAUCCUGAAAGCCAGCAAAGCCUCCAGCAUCUUUGCCAUCCUGAGGUGCCUCCCAGUGGCCUGGCUUGUCUGAGCAAGUUUCAUCAGCCCCAGGGAAAACCCAGCCCUCCUUAGAACCUCCUUACCUGGAGUAACCGGACACCUUAGAUGGAGGUGCCUGAGGGUGGGGUGGGAUUUGUAGGGUCAUUAUCAGAACAAGAGGAUAACUUUCUUGCCCCAGCUCUGUAGCCACCUCCUUGGCAUCAGCCUCUGUAUUUGUCAUAAGGUGGCGUGGGCGAGGCCUGACACAGGCCAGCCUUGGCACAGGGGGGGCCCGGGGUUCUGAGAAGCGCUGCCCUAUGAGAGCCACACUGGCCUUCGUCUCCAUCUCGUUGACGGGCUGUCCGUGUGCCUCCUGUGUGUCUGCAGACAAGUCUUGCUGUGCUUUAUUUGUGAAAGUUUAAUGAGGAAAAAACAAAUAAUAAAUGUUCUCGUUUUGAAACGCAA
Molecule: messenger RNA, 3483 nt
Organism: Macaca mulatta (Rhesus monkey)
Lineage: Eukaryota; Metazoa; Chordata; Mammalia; Primates; Cercopithecidae
Source: RefSeq, a predicted model, not a curated record